UUUUUUGUCAGUGGAUAUGUCUUCAAGAAGAAGGAAAAAUAGCGAUGAAGAGCUCAAAGAGAUGUCUAAAGUCAGAGAUGAAGAAGAUGAGCCCCUUUUUAUGAAUGAAAAGAAUGAUCACAAAAUUACGAGGAGAAAGGAUCAUAGGGAGAAUCCAAGUAUCUUCUCAUUCCUUCCUGCAUCACUGAAAUAUAUUUUCCUGGCGAUCAUGGCACUUGGAGUGAUCUUGAUCGGCUAUAUCCUAGUAUUUACUAAUAAUUCUUCAAUUGCGCUACAAAACAAAAGAAGAUUAUUGGACAAACUCAAAAAUGAACUAAUAGCAGACUAUUUAAAAACAGCUAAGGAUAUUGAGAGCACUCAAGCUGCUAAACUCACAAGCCAAGAAUUCUUUGAGCUGAUUGUCUCCUCAGAUAUGCCACUUUUUCUCGACUUUGAAAAAGAAGAAGACAACAGCAUCGAGAAAGUAAAUUUAAGGCUGAGCGAAGAAAUUUUGGAUUAUAUGUAUUCAAGAAUGGAAUAUCUCCGUUACUUACCCAUGAAUGAGAAACAUCUUGUCCAAUACAAGGAGAAUGAGGUAGUUUUAAACAUUGAUCGCAUGUUCUUAUGUAAUUUCAAUCACGAAGAUACUGGGUCUAAAGUCAAUGUUACCCUUUUGCCACCUUUCUUCACUUCAGAGAUUGAAGGAUCUCUAUUGAAUCCAAUCUCUCUGGAUUUACAGCUUGAUAAUAAAACAAAGAAUGCUCAUACUACUGAAAUUGACAAAGAGGAAUGUCUAUUCGUUCCUCCAUAUUGGUGGACCCAACUCAGCAUAAUUUCAGAAGAUGAGAAGCGAAAGAUCAAGACAGAAGAAUACCCUAUCAGGUUUUCAUACCCAGCUCCAGAACAAUUAUAAAUUUGCUUCAAUGAGGAUUAAAAAAA
Molecule: messenger RNA, 918 nt
Organism: Moneuplotes crassus
Lineage: Eukaryota; Ciliophora; Spirotrichea; Euplotida; Euplotidae
Source: the annotation of a GenBank genome assembly